Molecule: messenger RNA, 885 nt
Organism: Orycteropus afer afer
Lineage: Eukaryota; Metazoa; Chordata; Mammalia; Tubulidentata; Orycteropodidae
Gene: SDR39U1
Product: short chain dehydrogenase/reductase family 39U member 1
Exons: 6
Coding region: 1-885 (294 amino acids)
Source: RefSeq, a predicted model, not a curated record
AUGCGAGUGCUUGUCGGUGGCGGGACGGGCUUCAUUGGAACAGCCCUAGCCCAGCUGCUGAAAACCCGGGGCCAUCAAGUGGCAUUGGUCUCCCGAAAGCCCGGGCCUGAGCGGAUCACGUGGGAUGAGCUCGCUAAGACCGGGCUGCCCCGCUGUGAUGCUGUCAUCAAUCUGGCUGGAGAAAACAUCCUAAACCCUCUGCGAAGGUGGAAUGAUGCCUUCAAAAAAGAGGUUCUCAGCAGCCGCCUAGAUACUACCCAAAUGCUGGCAAGCACCAUCUCCAAGGCUCCACAACCCCCCAAGACCUGGAUCUUAGUCACAGGUGUAGCUUACUACCAGCCCAGCCUGACUGCAGAAUAUGAUGAGGACAGCCCUGGAGGGGAUUUUGACUUCUUCUCCAACCUCGUAACCAAAUGGGAAGCUGCAGCCAGGCUUCCUGCAGAUUCUACACGCCAGGUGGUGGUGCGCUCAGGAGUUGUGCUGGGCCGCGGGGGUGGUGCCAUUGGCCACAUGCUGCUGCCCUUCCGCCUGGGUCUGGGGGGCCCCAUCGGCUCUGGCCACCAGUUCUUCCCCUGGAUUCAUAUCAGCGACCUAGUGGGAAUCCUGGCCCAUGCUCUUGAAGCAAGACAUGUGCAGGGAGUCCUGAAUGGAGUGGCUCCAGCCCCCACCACCACCAAUGCUGAGUUUGCUCAGGCCUUGGGUGCCGCCCUGGGCCGACCAGCCUUUAUCCCCCUGCCCCGUGCUGUGGUGCACGCUGUCUUUGGGCGAGAGCGUGCCAUCAUGCUGCUGGAGGGCCAGAAGGUAGUCCCACGGAGGACGCUGGCCACUGGCUACCAGUACUCCUUCCCAAAGCUGGGGGCUGCCUUAAAGGAGGUUGUAGCCUAA